AUGACAAACCUAUCUCACACCUUCACUUCCCAAAAUAAAUUAGGAACUUCGUCGGAUGAUAGUUUUCCAAAGUUCUUCAAAGUGUACCUACCUGGUGAAUUGGGAGAUGAUAUGGAUAUACCCGUUUCUUUCAACAGCUUCUUACCAAGAUCUUUGCCUAAGAAAGUAAUUGUUAGAAGCAUUUAUGGAAAGAGCUGGAAACUGAAGCUGAGGAAACGUUGUGGUGAAAUUGAGAAAUUUUCAAUGGUUGAUGGCUGGAAGAGAAUUGUCAAGGAUGAAGAUCUAAAGGGCGGAGAGUUCUUGACGUUCGAGUUUGAUGGCUCUCGGCUCUUCAAUUUCUGUAUUUUUGGCCAAGCGACGUGUAAAAGGCUUGGUUAUUCAGUGGAAACCAAAGACGUCGAAGAUGAAUCUGAUGGUGAAGAUGAUACAUCUAGUGAUGAUAUCAUAGUUAUUGAUGACGAUGACGAUGAUGAUGAUGAUGAUGAUGAAGAAGAAGAAGAUGAAGAUGAAGAUGAAGAUGAUGAUGAUGAUGAUGAUGGUGGUGAUACUGAUGAUCAAGAUACUGGCGGCGAUGAAAAAUCUAGUGUAAAGAUCAUAGUUAUUGAUGAUGAUGAUGAUGAUGAUGAUGAAGAAGAUGAAGAUGAUGAUGAUGAUGGUGGUGAUACCGGUGAUCAAGAUACUGGCGGCGAUGAAAAAUCUAGUGUAGAGAUCAUAGUUAUUGAUGCUGAUACUGAUGAUGGUAGUGGUGAUCAAGAUUCUGGUGACUUAUUGAUGAUGAUGAGGAUGAUGAUGAAUAUGCUGAUGGAGAUGAUGGUGAUGAUGAUGAGAGAAGGAGUGGAGUUGAGACGGAGAGAAAAGAGUAAGGUUCUUCUAAAGUCUCAGAUAAGAGUGACAGUGAAGAUGACAGACAAUAAGAAGGAAUCAGAGCAGGACAAAGAGGCGACAAUGAACAAAGGAAAUUCAUCGGUUAAUCGUCUUCCCAAGUUCUUGAAAGUGUACUUACCUGGUGUAUCCGGAGAUGACCUGGAAAUACCAUUAUCUUUCAACAGAUGCUUACCAAAGUCUUUGCCUAAGAACGUAACCAUCAUAAGCAAUUAUGGAAACAUUUGGAAAACGGCCUUGAAGAGAUCCGGUGGUGAAGUUGAGAGAUACGUUCUGGUUAAUGGGUGGAAGAGUAUCGUCAAGGACAAGGAUCUGUCCCAAGGAGACUUUUUGGAGUUUAAAUUCGAUGGGUCUCGUUGUUUUAACUUCUCUAUCUACGAGUCCCGCACAAUGUGCAAAAGGCUCAGAAGAUGUUCAGUGCAAAGUGAAGAUGACACCAGUGAAGGUUUUGUUCUUGAUGAUGAGGGAGAUUCCGAAGAUCCUGAUUACAAGUGUGAGGAUGAUAAUGAUGAUGCUAUUCCUGAGGAUGAUGAUGAUGAUGAUGAUGAUGAAGUUGUUGAUGAUAGACAGUAUUUGGAUGAUAUCAACAACCCGUUCUUUAAAGUGACCCUGAAUCUGAAGAACAGAAGCCAAUUGCGCAUACCGUCUAAGCUGAUAAAAGACUAUAGCCUAAACUUCUCUGAGAGUGUAACUCUCACCGAUCCACUCUCGAUAAAAUUCGGGACACUGACGAAGAAAAUCAAGAUUCAGACGAAUGGUUGUGUGUUUAUCAAGGGAUAUGGAGCUAUACUCAGAAGGAACAGCGUGAGGUCAAUGGACAAAAUGAUAUGCGAACUGCAGAAGACGGGUAAUAACAAUCUGGUUCACACAAUCAAGUUCCACAUUAUCACUAUAUGA
Molecule: messenger RNA, 1779 nt
Organism: Thlaspi arvense
Lineage: Eukaryota; Viridiplantae; Streptophyta; Magnoliopsida; Brassicales; Brassicaceae
Source: the annotation of a GenBank genome assembly